Molecule: messenger RNA, 423 nt
Organism: Cladocopium goreaui
Lineage: Eukaryota; Dinophyceae; Suessiales; Symbiodiniaceae
Source: the annotation of a GenBank genome assembly
AUGUUUUUUGUGCCACCUUUCCGCAGCGUUUUGGGCUUAGCACUCUCUGGGCUUAGUACUGUUUGGGACGACGGAUCGGGCCCCGAUCGCGGGCUGCACCAAGUGACCUUUUCACUUUGGCAGCUAACGCAUCAAAGCAGGCACGUGCCACCAAUUUUGGUGGACCAGUUCCCCUUGCUCCAGGGCCAAGCCUUAGCGCCCAUCUCUAGGUUGAUGGCCCGGGUGUGGGGCAAUAGCGACGCCAACUGCAAGGAGGCGAAGGUGGCCUUGAAGCCAAAACCUGAGCCUAGCGAAGAACCCGAGAAGCGUCGGAUGAAGGCGCUUUUUUCGCGUUGGUUUUUUGGGGGCUGGAACGAUUUGUUCAUUGAAUUCCUCCAGAAAACCCCGUGGGGCCCCCAUGAUUUUCCAAUGAAUGGGCACUAG